Pomacea canaliculata is the source of this 2750-nucleotide messenger RNA. RefSeq lists its product as uncharacterized. The record is from RefSeq and is a predicted model, not a curated record. Bases 102 to 1355 code for a protein of 417 amino acids. The transcript has 7 exons. NCBI's taxonomy places the organism in Eukaryota, Metazoa, Mollusca, Gastropoda, Architaenioglossa, Ampullariidae.
AAUAUUACAGAUCCCGGGCCUUAUAAUACUGUGCUGCUCACAUUGUUUCUUAUUUCCAGCGAACAUGAACAUCGUUCUUGUAUGGGUAACUUUUUAGAACCAUGCAGAUCUUUUGGAAGAAAUAUUUGUUUUACCUUCUCUUUAUUCGUCUUUGGUUUGGAACUGCAGGACUGGAUGAGAAGACGGAAACAUGCGCUGAGCUACAACUUCUAGAUAAGGAUUCAGCUGUCGCCAUCUUUGAUGUCAGUGGCGAUAACUACGUUAACAUCAGCUUCGUGUUGUCGACACACACCUGUACAUACAACCCACAGUGGUUCCGAGUGAAGGUGGCGACGUCUACACAGGACCACCGUUUCCCUUUCUGCACGAUCCUCUUCCAGAACCUCACCUGUAGUGUCACGGAUCACUCCAAGGAGUGUCACUGUGUACACACAGACCAGAGACUAGCUUGGGUCUACAGGAAGGUGAGUCCAGAUGAAAAGCUGCAGAUACUAGAAUGGACAGAUGCACAAGCUUUUGGAACACCAAAGGAAAAGAUUGCCGUGUUUAAUUUUUCUAAUCAACAAGGGGUAGGUGAGAAGACGACAACAUGCGCUGAGCUACAGGUUCUAGAUAAGGAUUUAGCUGUCGCCGUCUUUGAUGUCAGUGGCGAUAACUACGUGAACAUCAGCUUCGUGUUGUCGACACACACCUGUACAUACCAUCCACAGUGGUUCCGAGUGAAGGUGGCGACGUCUACACAGGACCGCCGCUUCCCCUUCUGCACGAUCCUCUUCCAGAACCUCACCUGUAGUGUCACGGAUCACUCCAAGGAGUGUCACUGUGUACACACAGACCAGAGACUAGCUUGGGUCUACAGGAGGGUGAGUCCAGAGGAAAAGCUGCAGAUACUAGAAUGGACAGAUGCACAAGCUUUUGCGACACCAAAGGAAAAGAUUAUCGUUUUCAAUUUUUUGAAUCAAGCAGGAGCAGAAAGUGGCGCAACUCUUCCUACGAUUACGAUUGCAUUGGCGACUUCACUCCCUUUACUUCUCUUCAUUAUUGUGGCUCUGGUCUUCAUUAUCAUAUGGAGAGUUAGAGUUUCAGGUCAAAGGGCAGACAAUGUAACUGUUUACAGAAGUGAAGAAGAAACACAUUACUGUAGUAUCGGGAACAUUGAAGUUCAGUGUCGCGAAGCAAGCAAGUUGGAGAAAAACAAACCAUGUGAUGACUAUGCGAAUACUUCUCACACAGCCUCCUCCACCAAUGCCCAAGUUUAUCACGAGAAAGCACCGGAGCUACCAAACGAGUACAUGGAACCAACAGUGCAUCUGCCUUUCACUGUGAAAGGCUUUAAGACAUUUCUUGAGAAAUAAUCUUGAUGUUUUGUUGUUGCUUAGACAUACUUGUAACGCCGAAAGAGGAGACAGCCUGCAAAGUAUCACUUUAGCAUUAAAAGCCCUCGGACAUAAGAUGCCAUUGUACAAAGUCUACCCAUUGUUAAGCGAAAGAAUUGACUGAACAGGAAAAUAAAAGCAGACGGGCUACAUAAAGUGUGUGGAUGUGAAGUGUCUCCUCAUUAUCUGCUUAAGAUACGAAACUGUCAAUUAAGAGCAAACACACACACCCACACACGUGCACACGCCCGCGCAGUAUUGUAUAAUCACGAGAGACUAAUUACUUUAAAUAAAUUGUAUAUAAUUAUUUUCUUGUUAUUUUUAUAUUCAAUAUUAGCGUGGUGUACAUCACAGCCCACUCAACGACUUCCUGAAUCCCUAUUCACUUUGUCUUUACCAUAAACCGAAAAAAUGCAGUAAAAAAGAAUUGCUGAUAACAGCAUGUAACAAUUGUUAGAAUUCUUUAUAAUUCAAUUUAAUUCGUAGUUUGCCGAGAACUAAAAAUACUAUACUGCCAAGAAAACAUGUAACAAAAGUCCCAGCAUUCUUUCAAUGCAACCUUUUCAUACCUUCCAAUCAUACAGUCGUGCAAAUCCCGUUUUAUGUAUUGAUACUGAUUUGGUGUUUAUCUGAAGAAAAGUAUAGACAGCUGAACAGACAGACAGACAGACAGACAGACAGACAGACAGACAGACAGACAGACAGACAGACAGACAGACAGACAGACAGACAGACAGACAGACAGACAGACAGACAGACAGACAGACAGAAUAAGAGCUGAAAGGGUGACGAUUAAAAUUAGUACAUGACUCAGACGAUUCUCUUCCUCUCUAUUGUCCCUAUAAGGAUAAGAACAAUGGUCAAUUCUUUGCGAGACUGUGGCAGGCUAAGACAUGGAUGUCUGUGUUUCUGAAAAUGUGUGUCACAUGAGCUGUUGUUUUAUUGUGUUCGGUUGUUUGCGAAUGCUAUGUCAUGUAUGCUGUUGUUCAUGUUAGUGGGAUACUGCAAAAUAAAAACAAGAAACUCAAAACUAACAAAAGAAAGGGUAGAUAAUUUAUGUAACGUCCAUAGCUCCAUAAAAUAAUUGUUUGAAUAAGGGUGAAAAAAGUUUUUAACUAUGUAUAUUAUUCUUUUAAACGUAGAAAUAAAGUAUGAUGCUCUUAAUAAAGAUAAAUAGAAUAUCCUCCUCUUCCUGGGAACGUCCGUACAAAUGCUUCUAACUUUGAUGCCUGAAAUAGUCUUGAAAGAUAAUGUUCAGUCAUCGUCUCUUUUCUGAGUGACUGAAACAUUUAAAAACAUGGUUAUUCUCUAUUUGAGAAUGGUGGUUACUGGUGAAAAUGUACAGACAUUAAAAUAAAUCAGUUAAAAGUCAAA